UGUGUAUAUUAUUUUAACCCAAAUAGUUUUGAAACGUAAAAUUAUGUUCAACAAUAUUCCUCAAUCACUGACCCGAAUAGUCUGUUACCUGAAGCAAAGCAAGUCACUAGUUUAUCUUCUUUUCGUAGCGCUGUAUCUUCAACACUUUGUUAAAACUCUUUCAUUAGAUUUCGAGGUUCCGUUUCCUUGAUUCAUUAUAGUAAAAUUGUAGACGGUGAUCUUCGCCUAAAAGUUUUUUAGCCUGCGAACAGGCUCCCGCGGCCGGCGAGCGCGAACGAAGCCACCCAGCAGCAUAUACCGUUAGUGAAAUAAAGAUUUAUUAUAACGCCUACCUGAAAAAGCUACCCAGACAAGCUUAUUCAACAAAUACAUGCGCUUUAAUUCCAGAAUUUUUGCACUAUAGAGCUCAGUUUAGGAACACGGCUUCUUUUAAUUCCAUACACGAGAGUGGCAGUAGACUGUUCACAGCCCUCUGUUUUCUCGUAUUUUUAUUUCGAUCGUUGAACGUUCGGAUAGAAUCGCGAGAGAGCUGGACGCGAGCGCGAAACCAUGCACCAUAAGUGCCCUGACUUGCACCUCACCCGCGCGUGCUUCGGGCUCGCUUUUUCUUCCGCGUGCGACGUGCGCAAACAGAGAGGCUGUAAACAGUCUAGAGUGGCAGAAAUCAAGCGUAGCCUGAAGUAACCAUAACAGGUCUAUGAUGGGAUUUUCUUCUCUGUUAUUUUUGAGGGAAGAAGGCGAUGGUAAAGGUAAGUUAAUAUAUCUGUCUGUUUAGUGAAAGGGAAAUGUAUUUAAUGACGCUGAAGACUGAUAACUCUUGCAUUAUUGUAUAAUAACUUUAUUCACUCGUACAUUUACAGGUUUUAUAUCAGUGAAAUGUAAAUACAGAGAAAAGAAAGUGUACGAUAUGUAGUCUCCAGUUAUUAUGUUUCUGUGGAGAUUUAAGAGAAAAAAGGGAAUACGGGUCAGUUAUUUUACAGAAAUCAGCCCGACAAAUUUGCAAUAUAGUUGUGCGUGAAUUUCGAAUCUUGUAAGUUUCGUUGGUAGUUCAUGAUACUCCUUAUAAAGUCUUCAUAUGAAACUUUUACGAGAAUAUUUCUUCUACAUGAUUUGGAUCCCAGCGCAUGUCCGCCAGUGGGUUCAGAAUCUCCAUUAAUCAGGGAUGCAAAUCUCGCAGCGAGUUUGGACAUCACUGGCCUAUUUGUUGUUCCUGUGUAAAAAUAAAAAUAACAGUUCUCUGAACUCUUCAAUUACGUUCUUGGUUUCAUUGAAUGGGUAUUGUUGCGCCGGUUUCUCUGCUCGGCCAAACAGCAUGAGAAGAACGUCAUUGCUGGAAGUCAACGCCGACACCGAGGUAGAGUAUUGACCAGCGAGACCAUCGAUAAAUCCUGUAGUUCGUUUCUGUUCCCUUUGGAGUGCCUUGAGGACCACAUCUGUGUUGUGUACUCGACUGAAAAAAGAAUGUGAUUAUAGCAAGCACCUUCCUUGGUCUUCCUGACGCGGCCAAAGAAAAUGCAUGCAUUACGGACCUAUAUGUAGAUCGACAUUCCCCGCUCGUCUUCGAGAAGUAACUUCACGCCCGGGACUUCACGAGGUGCUCGACACGCAAUAUACCAGAAAUUCAAGGCUCCAACAUGUUUUCAACUCAAGCAGAUUAUAUGGAAAGUGGACCGCAGAAAAUUUACAGUUUGAAAGCAGGGGCCCCUAGCACACGCUUACGGCAGAAGUGUGCUGACCUGGUUCAGAAAGCAACACUUUCACUUCACAAAUUAGAUCAAUGCCCGGAUGCCUUCAUGUAUGGCGCAGAUCCAGGUCCUGCAGUAUUCCGACAAGAGGUAGCCAAGUUCCUUACUGAGCAGUAUGGGGACCCUGUGAAUCAUGAAGACCUGUGGGCAAAUGCUGGUUCCUCACAAGGCCUUGCAUUGAUAGGAAGUUUCCUCUUUCAACCUGGGGAUGUGGUGUUUGCAGAAGAACCAGGAUAUUAUAUUGGUCUCCGGGCCUUGAGGGAUGAUCUUGCAAUGAAAGUUAUUGGCAUUCCAUCUGAUAAUGAUGGAAUAAUUGUUGAGGAGCUUGAAAAGCUAAUUAUGGAACAUUCUGACAAACUGCGGCCACCAACAGAGAAAAAGCCAUACUCUGCCAUGCUGUAUUGUGUUCCCACAUUCAACAACCCAACUGGCUCUUUUCUUCCAGUAGAGAGAUGCAAGAAGGUUAUUGAGUUGCUCCGAAAACACAACAUCCUUGCUUUUUGCGAUGAUGUCUACAAUUUAUUAUCAUACACAGAUGACAAGCCACCCCCUCAGAGGCUGUUUGCAUUUGAUGACAAGUCUAAUGCUGAUUACAAAGGAAAUGUCAUUUCCAAUGGUUCUUUUUCAAAAUUCCUUGCCCCGGGGUUGCGUCUUGGGUGGAUGGAGGUCCCUGAACGUGUGCGGAAAGUGUUGAAAACAAGUGCCUAUGCCAGUAGUGGUGGGUGUUUUAACCACUACAUUUCAUGCAUUGUCGCAGUUGCACUGCAAGAGGGCUUGGUUAAAGAUCAUUUGUUGAUGGUUCGAAAAGUUUACUACUCCCAACUUAAUGCAUUGUGUGAUGCCCUUAAUAAGUACAUACCUGGUCAAUUUUCUUAUGAAAAGCCCAAAGGGGGUUAUUUUGUGUGGGUUACUUUUCCUCCAGAAGUCGACUGUGACAAAUUGUAUCAACUCUGUCGGAAAAAGUAUUUUGUAGAGUUCAACAAUGGCUCAAGGUUUGCCACUAGUUCUGGAAAGUUUAAGAACUGUGCGCGAUUGAGUUUUGCAUUUAAUGAAUGUGAUAUAAUUGAACAUUGUGUGAAACAAGUAGCACUGGCUUUGAAGGAACUUCUUAAUGGUUAAAGUGAAUUUUUUUUUUUAUUAUUGUCAAGGACUACAUACAUGAAUCAUUUAGUGGAAAUACAAAUUGUAAGGUAUCUUGCUAGUAUAUAUAUAUAUAUAUAUCUGUGAGAUAACAUUAAUAUGUUAAUUAACAUACAAAUCAUUUAUGCAUGUUGGAAUGUCCUUUCCCUGUAAAUUUAAAAUGCAACUUGACCCUGUAAUUGUUAAGUAAGUAUAAUAUCAUUUGCAAAAUAGAUUUAUUUAACCCUUUGAAUACCAACUACAAAUAUAUGCAUAAUUUAUGGUCAUGCUCUUUGUACCACUUGUGAUGUCAUCAAUUUAAAUGUCAUCAGAUAUUCUUGAGAAGCAGAUAGUAG
Molecule: messenger RNA, 3220 nt
Organism: Orbicella faveolata
Lineage: Eukaryota; Metazoa; Cnidaria; Anthozoa; Scleractinia; Merulinidae
Biological process (GO): biosynthetic process
Molecular function (GO): pyridoxal phosphate binding; L-2-aminoadipate:2-oxoglutarate transaminase activity
Source: RefSeq, a predicted model, not a curated record